GGGCCGGCGCCUCCCGGAGCCCUUCCCGGGCGGCUCCCGCUGGGCCGAGCCCUUCCCGUUCCCGGGGAGCCGCCGCGGGCUGCCCUCGCUCUUCUCCCGGGCCCUGGAAUAUCCCGAUUAUCCCGAUUAUCCCGCCGAUUAUCCCGGCGAUUAUCCCGGCGAUUAUCCCGGCGAUUACCCCGAUUACCCCGGCGAUUACCCCGGCGAUUAUCCCGACUAUCCCGGCGAUUAUCCCGAUUUCCCGGGGGAUCUGGGAAUGCCGGGAAUGAGCCGCGGCCCCUUCGGCAUGAGGAGGAAGGAGAGGAUGGGAGCCCUGCCCUGGAACGGCCUGCACCCGGGCCGGCGCCGGGGGCUCCGCGCUCGCCCCGGGGGGCGCUGGGAGCCCGAGGGGCCCCGCAAGCGGAAACGCGAUGGGAAUAACGACGGGAAUAACGACGGGAAUAACGACGGGAAUAACGACGGGAAUAACGACGGGAAUAACGACGGGAAUAACAACGGGAACGCCGGGAACGACACCGGGAACGAGCCCGGGAACGCCGAUCCCAAAAACCCCCGCAGCGACAGCGACUCCGAGCACGGAGAUGAAGGAGAAGGAGAGGAGAAAUCCCUGGAUGAGGCAGACAAAGGAUCCUCGGAGGAGGACGAGGAGGUGAGGAAGAAACGGGAGAAGCAGCGCCGGAGGGACCGGAUGAGGGACAGGGCCAUGGACAGGAUCCAGUUCGCCUGCUCCGUCUGCAAAUUCCGGAGCCUGGAGGAGGAGGAGAUCCAGCGGCACCUGGAGAGCAAAUUCCACCGGGACACGCUGCGCUACAUCGGCACCAAGCUCCCGGAUAAAACCGUCCAGUUCCUGCAGGAGUACAUCGUGAACCGGAACCGGAAAAUCGAGCGGCGCCGCCAGGAGCUGCCGGAGAGAGACGGGAACAGAGCGAGGCCGGAUCCCUUCCGGGGGAUCGGGCAGGAGCACUUUUUCAAGCGGAUCGAGGCGGCGCACUGCCUGGCCUGCGACAUGCUGAUCCCGGCGCAGGGGACGCUGCUGCAGCGGCACCUGCGCUCGGCCGAGCACAACCGCAGCCGCAGGCUGGCGGCCGAGCAGUUCAAGAAGACGAGCCUGCACGUGGCCAAGAGCGUCCUGAACAACAAACACAUCGUCCGGAUGCUGGAGCGAUACCUGCAGGGUGAGGAUCCCUUCCGGGAGGAGCCCCCGGAGCCGCCGCCGGGGGAAUCCCGGGAAAACCCCGACCCCACGGAAACGCCGGAGGAAAUCCCGGAAAAAACCCCGGAAAAACUCCCGGAAAACGCCGAAAUUCCCGGAGAUUGCCCCGGAGCCCAGGAAUUCCUGGAGCCCCCCAGGCCCCUCCUGGUGCCGCCGUUCCUGGAGGAGCCGGAAAUUCCCGAAAAUCCCGAAAUUCCCGAAAAGCCCCGGGAAAAUCCGACGGAAAAUCCGACGGAAAAAUCCCAGGAAUUCGGGAUUUCCACCCAAAACCAAACUGAGGGAGGGGAGGGGGAAGAGGAGGAAAAAAUCCCGGAAAAAAUUCCAGAGAAAAUCCCGGAAAAAGAGGAAAAAAUUCCGGAAAAAAUCGUGGAAGAAGAGGAA
Molecule: messenger RNA, 1594 nt
Organism: Lonchura striata (white-rumped munia)
Lineage: Eukaryota; Metazoa; Chordata; Aves; Passeriformes; Estrildidae
Source: RefSeq, a predicted model, not a curated record